Coffea arabica (coffee) is the source of this 3380-nucleotide messenger RNA. Its product is annotated as G-type lectin S-receptor-like serine/threonine-protein kinase SD1-29. Gene Ontology annotation, molecular function: ATP binding; protein serine/threonine kinase activity. Gene Ontology annotation, biological process: recognition of pollen; protein phosphorylation. NCBI's taxonomy places the organism in Eukaryota, Viridiplantae, Streptophyta, Magnoliopsida, Gentianales, Rubiaceae. Gene Ontology annotation, cellular component: plasma membrane. The record is from RefSeq and is a predicted model, not a curated record.
ACUUGUUACCUUUUAGCAGUCCAACUUUGAUAAUGCUAAAGGAAACAUCCGUUAUUUCUGAAAAUUAAAGGCCACGUCGUAUUGGUCAACUGGCAAUAUUGCUCGUAAAUUGUCCGCUUGUUUCCCCUUCUCUUCUUUGCUGUUCUUUCUUCUGUGGUUCUCUUCCGAGUUCCAUCAUCAGAAAAUAUCUAAACAUACAGACACAUACGGAUAAUAUGCAUAUCUGUACAUAUAUAGAUACUUAUAUUUGUGCUCUAACAUUUCUGCAGAUUUGCUAGAAGUUGAAGUAUUGGUCGACUUAAAGCUUUUUCAUGUUUUUGCUUUGAAUGGAACGAGUGCAGUUGCUUAGGAACUUGAGGUAACAUUAUCUGGGAAGGAAUUGAGUCAAAUCAUGGUUAUUGACAUAACAACAGAAUUAGACUGGAAGAUGAUAUCCGAUUAAGCCACCUUGCCCUGUCCGUAAGGGAAUGAAAAAGUCAAGUUCGUUGUCUAUCAGGUUGAAGUCGGGCGAAAGAAGAAGAGAAGAAGAAGAAAGGGGUCCUAAAUAGCUCCUUUGCCCUAGAGAGACAGCACAGGGAACAGAGAGCACAGUUAAUGGAGAAGUACAGGGAUAUCUUUAGCUUAUCAUUUCCUGUGCUUUUUAACAUCCUCUUCAUUUUACCGGCAUGUUGUGCAUCAAAUGACACCAUAACUCCAUCCCAACCACUCAAGGUUGGACAAACUCUAAUCUCUGCUGGGCAAAUCUUUGAACUAGGAUUCUUCAGUCCAGAUAAUUCAAGUGGAUUGUAUGUUGGAAUCUGGUACAAGAUUGGUCCUGAUCGUAGAAUUGUUUGGGUUGCAAACAGAGGAAACGCACUCUUAGCUAGUGACUUGGCUUCAAGGCUGAUAAUCAGCAGUGAUGGGAAUCUAAAGGUUGAAGAUGGAAAGCAAAACAGUGUCUGGUCAACAAAUGUUUCUGUCCCAUCAAAUGGCUCUAUAGCGGUGCUUCAAGAUGAUGGGGACUUCAUCCUUAAAGAUAACCUUUUAGGGGCGACUCUAUGGGAAAGCUUUUCUGAUCCCUCUGAUACACUUAUAGCAACCAUGCCACUUGGAUGUUGCAGCAGGAGUGGACAGAAAUUGUUCUUGACAGCUUGGCAAAGUGAGAACGAUCCAGCACCUGGAAAGUUUGUUGUUGGACUUUCAGAUGACAAACCAGCACAGCUUUUCACAUGGAAUGGUACAAAACCAUACUGGAGAUCAGGUCCAUGGGAUGGAUGGAAGUUCAUUGGUGCAGUAGUUAAGGAUUAUGGGUAUGGAAAUGAAGUAAGUCUGACUCAAAACAAUCAGAGGGGAACACCAUCUCUGACUUUCAACCUUUUCAACAAGCCAUACAUUUCAAAUUUGGUUAUUUCACCAAUAGGUGUGAUGGAGGUACUGCAUAAGGAAGGACAAAAUGAACCAUGGAAGGUGCAAUGGGCAUCAAUUCAAACUCCAUGCGAUGUAUAUGGAGCUUGUGGACCCUUCAGUGCUUGUAGCAGCAGUGGAUCUCCAACUUGUGAGUGCCUAAAAGGGUUCUUUCCGUUGUCAAAUGAGGAAUGGAGUAAGGGAAAUUGGACAAGUGGAUGUUUGCGGCGUACAGAGUUGAUGUGCAGUACGAACAGUAGCAACUUAACAUCUAAAGCAUCUAAACCGGAUGGCUUCUGGAGGCUCAUUCAGAUGAAAUUACCAGAUCAUCAUCUGUUUCUUUACAAUGAAGAUGCCCAAGGGUGUAGCCAAUGGUGCCUGAGUAACUGCUCUUGUUUGGCAUAUGCAUAUCCAGAUGGAAUCGGGUGUGUCGUUUGGGUAACAGAUCUUGUGGACAUUCGGCAAUUGUCGUACGGUGGAGAGGAUCUAUAUCUUCGGGUCGCUAAUUCAGAGCUAGGAGUAAAAAGAAGAUAUACCAAGGUCAUCAUCAGCUGCGUAGCUAUAGCAAUCGGCUUCCUCUUGGUCGUGUCAAUAUGUUGUGUUCAAAGAUGGAAUGCAAAGAGAAGAGCAGUUAUGCAUACAGACACACAUCUCAAUGAACAAAAUUCAGAGACAAGAAAUUGGUGCACGAUAAAGGGCUUCAGAAAAAACUGCAGAGUGGUCGGUCUCCUUCUGUCCGGGAAUAGGGGUACUUUGAGAGAGACUACACGAGAGGGUAUCAAGGAAGGACCUGCCUCAGCCAGGGGGUCCUCGUUGGAGCUUUCGAUGAUCGAUAUUAAUGUGAUAAAAAUAGCUACCAACAACUUCAGUGAAGCUAAGAAGUUAGGUGAAGGAGGAUUUGGCGCAGUUUACAAGGGGAAAUUAGAAGAUGGACAGCAAAUAGCUGUGAAAAGGCUUUCAAGUCACGCAGGGCAAGGCAUGGAGGAGUUCAAGAAUGAGGUCAUACUGGUAUCUAAACUUCAGCACAGGAACCUUGUAAGGCUGCUCGGUUGCUGCAUUCAAGGAGAAGAAAAGAUAGUAAUUCUUGAAUACCUGAAAAAUAGAAGCUUGGACACAUUCCUCUUCGAUCGAACGAGAAGGUUGGAGCUAGACUGGGGGAAACGGUUCCACAUAAUUCAGGGCAUUGCCAGAGGGCUUCUAUACCUCCAUAGAGAUUCUUGUUUGAGAAUCAUUCACAGAGAUUUGAAGGCCAGCAACAUUCUCUUGGACGAUGACAUGAACCCCAAAAUCUCAGACUUUGGGCUGGCACGACCUUUCCGAGUUACACAAGAACAAGCUAAUACCCGCAGAGUGGUGGGAACAAUGGGCUAUAUGUCUCCCGAAUAUGCCUUGGGAGGCCUCUUUUCAGAAAAAUCUGACGUUUAUAGCUUUGGAGUUUUGUUACUAGAGAUUGUCAGCAGCAAGAAGAAUACGGGGCUUGGUUUUCACGAAAAAUACCUGAACCUUCUUGGUUAUGCGUGGCAAUUGUGGAAUGAAUGUAAAGCUGCAGAAUUGCUGGAUCAAUCACUUGCUGAUUCUUGCGCCCCAUCAGAAGUAAUGAGAUGCAUUCAAAUUGGACUUCUUUGUGCUCAAGACCAUGCUAAAGAUCGGCCUACAAUGUCGAAUGUGGUUCUCAUGCUAAGCAGUUCAGAGAGCGAAAUGGGACUUCCUCAACCAAGACAACCAAAGUUUACGUUUCAGAGCUUGCUAGAAUAUAAUCAUUUUCAAGCAGGAGUUUCAGCAUUCAAUGGCUCCAUAAAUGAUGUUACUAUUUCAGUGGUUGAAGGUCGAUGAGUUGUCAACACAAGAUAAAACGCGGAUAGGACAAGUGAAUUUAGCUCGUACUAAAACCAUUGUAUAAAUAAACGUAAUUAAGGUUCAGAUUUCGGAUUAACUCUUAUGUAGUGAAUCGCUACCAUAUUUUAACAUCAUACAAUCCACUCAAGAUUGGUGGUCUA